This is a messenger RNA of Dromaius novaehollandiae (emu), 2511 nucleotides long. RefSeq names its product steroidogenic acute regulatory protein (gene STAR). The record is from RefSeq and is a predicted model, not a curated record. The coding region runs from base 680 to 1528 and encodes 282 amino acids. Gene Ontology annotation, cellular component: mitochondrion. Gene Ontology annotation, biological process: regulation of steroid biosynthetic process; intracellular cholesterol transport; steroid biosynthetic process. NCBI's taxonomy places the organism in Eukaryota, Metazoa, Chordata, Aves, Casuariiformes, Dromaiidae. Gene Ontology annotation, molecular function: cholesterol binding; cholesterol transfer activity. The transcript has 9 exons.
UGCGGUUGCUGCACGGUGCAGCCCCCCAGGUGCUUCUCGCCCUCCUGCUGCAGGGACGCGGGCGGGAGGGCGCCGGGUGCCGGUGCGGGGUGACGUGCUCCCCCUGGCCCAGGCUCUGCCGCUGCGGCUGGCGAGAGCCGCAGCCGUGAGCCCCCCCGGUGCCCGGCUCUGCGCGGAGCUGCCCCGGCCCCUUCCCGGAGGGGGUUUGCAGAGCGGGCGCAGAGCUGCUCCUUGCAGCGCUGUGAGUGCACAGACGGAUGGAUGGAUGGAUGGACAGAGGGACGGACGGACAGAGGGAUGGAGCAGGCGAGUGCAGCAGCGGACGGCCAGCGCGGUGGUGGCUGGGACACCUGGGGACGUUCCUGCGGCAGCGGCCGGAGCAGCGUGGAUGCAAGGCGAGACGGCUGUCGGCACGUGGCCGAGCGGCGGGAGAGGAGCCGGAGUGGCGGGAGAGGAGCCGGAGCGGCGGGGCAACUCCGGGAGCCAGAUGCGCGCGGAGAUGGGCCCGGCCUUGGCCCCGCGCCCGCCUGCCCUAAGUGACGGCUCUUAUCUCCGCGCUGACAAGCCGGCAUCCUUCAGCGCGCGCAUUUAAGGCCGCGCGCCGGCGGGGCUGCGGCAGAGGAGCGCUUGGCGCAGAGGCACCGGGGCCGCGAACCGGAGCUGCUGCCGCAGGAGGAACAUGCUGCCCGCCACCUUCAAGCUGUGCGCCGCCAUCUCCUACCGGCACCUGCGCAACAUGACCGGUCUGAGGAGACAAGCCGCCGUCGCCAUCAGCCAGGAGCUGAGCAAGCUCGCCUGCCGCGGCCCGGGCCCCAGCACGUGGAUUAACCAAGUUCGCAGAAGGAGCUCCUUGCUCAGCUCCCGUCUGGAGGAGAAGCCCUUCAGCGAGAUGGAAAUGUCUUAUAUCAAGCAAGGAGAAGAAGCCCUUCAGAAAUCGCUCAGCAUCCUUGGCGACCAGGACGGCUGGAAGACGGAGACGGUGGUGGAUAAUGGAGACAAAGUGCUGAGCAAGGUGCUCCCAGACGUGGGGAAGGUGUUUCGCCUCGAGGUGGUGGUGGACCAGCCCCUGGACACAGUGUACAGUGAGCUGGUGGACAAGAUGGAGCAGAUGGGAGACUGGAACCCCAACAUCCAAGAAAUCAAGAUUCUCCAGAAGAUUGGAAAGGACACGGUGAUCACCCAUGAGAAAGCAGCUGCUACCCCAGGUAACAUUGUGGGACCACGGGACUUCGUCAGUGUCCGGUGUUCCAAGAGACGUGGUUCUACCUGCGUCCUGGCUGGGAUGUCUACAAAAUAUGGAGCUAUGCCAGAACAAAAAGGAUGUAUAAGAGCUGAGAGCGGUCCCACUUGUAUGAUCCUGCGUCCACUGCCUGGAAAUCCUUCACAAACCAAGUUAACAUGGCUUCUGAGUAUUGAUCUAAAGGGAUGGCUGCCGAAGACAAUAAUCAACCAGGUACUCUCCCAGACACAAGUAGACUUUGCCAAUCAUCUUCGUGAGCGCCUGGCCCAGAGCGUCAUGAACUGCUGAGCAACAUUUCCAGCAUGCAGUGUUUUAAUGGUUUGUUCAGUGGUAAAAUAGGGUAAAGUCAGACACAAAUUGUUAACAAUCAAGACCCUUGGAAUUCCAGCCUGUUUUCACAGGGUGUACAGUGAGGGGGAGGUCUCAAGAGCCUGCACAUGCUCAGUGCACAAACGCAGGACUUAACCUAAAUUUUUUAUUCCCCUCCCCACAAGUAGAGCUGCUCUAACUUAUUUUCCUGUACAGACUUGCAUAAUUGUAUUUAAUAUUUAUUCAAGCUCUCAAUGGUGAUCAUUGACAAGUUUUACUUUAAGCAAUGGGCAGGAGACCAUCCUGUAUAUGGUUAGCAAAGGGGAGAUUUUAAACACUAAAGAUUUGAGUUAGUGGCUACUGCUUUUCCUGAAGUGUAGUUCAUAACCUGUAACCAAAGUCACAAAAUGUAUCAGGUUUUAAAAUAAAGCCUUUCUUUAACAUGAAACUGGAAACCAGUUUAAUAAAAAAAAAAAAAAUACAGUUCUGGGCUUCUGCCCAAACCUCAGUCUUACAUGCAGUAGUCUUGCUACAACACAGUCCUCCUCGAGGGAAGCUGUUUACAAUUAGCCAAGCAGAAGUGUCAGUGUUGCUUCUGCAAGUGUAACUAAAGCAGGUGGGUCCAGCUGCAGCCUGCUCUCACUGAACAAAUGACUUUUACAACCCAGGCACACCAUGAGAAGUUAUCUCAACACAAACAGUUGCUUCUUCAGUAACUUACAGCGAGCUGUAAGACUCCAAGGGAUGCCCACAAAUAGCACAAUACAUACUAGAACUGCAUUCACUUGGCCCCCAGCAUAGUGGUAGAACAUGAAUCUUCAGCAGGGGAUACAUAAACAUGACACCUCAGAGUGCACUAAACACCUGCUAUCAAGAGGAGCUGCAUUGGCUUCAUCAUAUUUUUCUUAAACAAUCUGUCAAAGUGAUGCACAUUCCUCUAGAAUAAAAACCACUUGAUCUGA